CACAGGGGUCGAUUUAUGAUAGGCCACUUGCAGCCAUACGACCCGCCCCCCGUCCUGCUCACUGCUGUUAGGUGUUCGCUGCUGUUCUUCGCCUCUCGCUUCACUCUGUCAAAUCGGAUCAGUUCGUGGAGCAAUCGGAUCUCAGGAGCUCGUAUCGGUGAGGAAUUACAUCGUCGAUCCCCCUGCUGCACACGACCCUUCAGCACCGCAGCCCGUGACUGUCGCGUAUCCCCCUGCAUUUCUGACUUCAGUCACACAAACAUGGAUAAAGCUGUGGAUAAAGCGGAUCUUAUUCAGAAGGCCAAGCUGGCCGAGCAGUCCGAGCGCUACGAGGACAUGGCAGAAUUCAUGAAGAAUGUCACAGAGAUUUCGACGGAGGAAUCUCCGCUGCUGAACGAGGAGCGGAACCUGCUGUCCGUCGCCUAUAAAAACGUGGUCGGGGCGAGGCGGUCCGCGUGGAGGGUGUUGUCCAGCAUCGCGACGAAGACCGAUAAAGUCCAGGGGUCUAAGCUGCUGCUGGUGACGGAGUAUCGGGAGAAGGUGGAGAAGGAGCUGCAAGAGAUCUGCAACAACGUUUUGAAUCUGCUGGAUAAUUAUUUAAUUCCACACUCCAAAAAUGGGGAGAGCAAGGUCUUCUAUCUAAAAAUGAAGGGGGACUACUUCAGAUACCUUGCUGAGGUUGCCAGUGGAGAUGACAAAAAAAAGACCAUCGGUGACUCACAGGAAGCAUACGAUAAGGCAUUUCAAAUCAGCAAGGAAAAAAUGGACCCCACACAUCCCAUCCGCUUGGGCUUGGCACUUAACUUUUCCGUCUUCUACUAUGAGAUCCUCAACAACCCAGAAGAAGCCUGCCAAUUGGCCAAACAAGCAUUCGAUAAUGCCAUUGCAGAGCUUGACCAGCUGAGUGAGGAGUCCUACAAAGACAGCACUCUUAUCAUGCAGCUCCUCAGAGACAACCUGACAUUAUGGACCUCAGACAACGCUACAGAGGGGGAAGAGGGCGGAGAAGGUAACGAGGAGAACCAGAAUGAGAACUAAAACACAAGCCCUCAAUGUUGGGUUCAUCUCCUAAAAUGACAAAAGGAAAAAAAAAACUUUUUACACAUCCUUCAUUCCUUAUUGCUCCACUCAAACAUUCUACCAAUGAAACCCACUGCUGAAAAGAGUUGUGUAAGGAAACAAAUGAGAAAAAUCAUUCUUUUCACAUGGCUGAUUUUGACAAAUGGUGAAAAACAAAAAAAAAGAAACCCUCCAUUCUUCUGGUUUGUGCUUGCCCUGGCCUUCCCAUGUGUGCAGUUUCAGCUGUAGAAAAGUGAUUGGUAGCUUGACAAUGGUAUCAGACUCCUAGCUCAAUUUAGAGGCUGAGAAAAAAUUAUGUCCCAUCAUUGAACAAGCCUAAGUCCCAUCAUUGAGAGAUUUGGAUUUUCAUUUUCCCCCAAUAAGAAAUGUUGGAUAUAAAAAUUUGUUUCCCCUAUAGCUUUUUCGUAGUGCGUCUGUCUCUACAAUUAUGUGGUACGGUUACAGCAGCUGAAGUCCAACAUCAAACAAAUGUAAUUUUCAUACUGCAGGGAAAGCCAGUGCACUUUACAUGCUGGCAACAAUACUAUAACAGAGCUAAGUAGUGCCCAUUGGUGAAAUCCUCACUUUCUGCCCUGGUUAUGAUGCCACUCUAUCACUGAAGCAUGUCUUUUUGUGGGAGAAAAUGGUGGUGCUUGUCUGACCAAACACAGGGACCUUUUUAAUGGGAAGAAGACAAUUCUGUCAUGCAUGUCUCUUCAGAUAUUACACUGGAAUGGGAACAAUUGCUGUAACACACACAAGUCCAUGUGUCAGUUUUAGUAAUUUUCAAUGCAGGUUUGUACACAUCCUACAUGAGGGUGAUUUGUUAGUCUGUCCAGUGAUUGUCAUUAGAGAUUUGGACCACUAUUGUUUUGCUAUUCAUUCAAUUGUAGCCCCCGAAAGCCUUGUGGAACUGUUUGAAUCCCUAUGUAUCAGCUAUGUUAACAUGAAUAAAACAUUUUAUAAACCAAA
Messenger RNA from Paralichthys olivaceus (Japanese flounder), 2031 nucleotides. RefSeq names its product 14-3-3 protein beta/alpha-A. The record is from RefSeq and is a predicted model, not a curated record. NCBI's taxonomy places the organism in Eukaryota, Metazoa, Chordata, Actinopteri, Pleuronectiformes, Paralichthyidae. Gene Ontology annotation, cellular component: cytoplasm. Gene Ontology annotation, biological process: intracellular protein localization; signal transduction.